UUUAAAUACAUAUAAAAACAAAGAUAUGAAAUCUGGUGGCUUAUGAUUCUACUUCUGCAAUAGCAUAUCGAUCCAUGGCUGCUUCUAAUUCUGCCGCUGUUGUUGGUAAUGCUUCUUCCUCUCUCUCUCUCUCUGUUACCAAAAAGUAUGAUGUUUUCAUCAGCUUUAGAGGAGAGGACACCCGCGGUGACUUCACAAGCCAUCUUCAUGCCGCUCUCGGCAGAAGCAGCAUCGAAACCUACAUAGACUACAGAAUCCAGAAAGGAGAGGAGGUUUGGGUCGAACUCGUGAAAGCCAUCAAAGGCUCCAUUCUCUUCUUGGUUAUCUUCUCAGAAAACUACGCAAAUUCUAGUUGGUGUUUGAAUGAACUGGUUGAACUAAUGGAAUGCAGAAAACAAGAAGAAGAGGUUCAUGUAAUUCCAGUGUUCUACAAAGUAGACCCAUCGCAGGUACGCAAACAGACUGGGAGUUAUCGCGCCGCAGUCGCAAACCAAAAGUGGAAGGACGCUCUCUAUGAAGCAGCCAAUUUAUCUGGCUUCCAUUCUCACACAUACAGGACUGAAACUGACUUGAUUGAAGAUAUUAUCAAAGUUGUUUUGCAAAAGUUAAAUCACAAGUACACAUAUGACUUUAGAGGCCUUUUCAUAUCUGAUGAAAACUAUACAAGCAUUGAAUCUUUAUUGAAAAUUGAUUCAAUGGAAGUUCGAGUCAUUGGAAUUUGGGGCAAAGGAGGUAUUGGUAAAACAACUCUUGCUGCUGCUAUUUUUCAUAAAGUUUCUUUUCAGUAUGAAGGCACUUGCUUCUUAGAAAAUGUGGCAGAGGAAUCAAAAAGGCAUGGACUAAAUUACGUAUGCAACAAACUUUUUUCUAAGUUACUAAGGGAAGAUAUUAAUAUUGACACUAAUAAAGUGAUACCCUCUAAUGUUCCAAAAAGACUCAGGCGUAAGAAAGUUUUCAUCGUACUAGAUGAUGUGAACACUCCACAACUUCUAGAAAAUUUGGUUGGAGCAGGUGCUGAGUGGCUAGGAGCUGGUAGCAGAGUCAUUGUGACAACCAGAGAUAGGCAUGUACUUAAAAGUAGAGGUGUUGAAAAAAUUCACGAAGUCAAGGAAAUGAACUUUCAUAACUCCCUUAAACUUUUCAGUUUAAAUGCCUUUGGCAAAACCUAUCCUACAGAGGAAUAUGAGGAGUUAUCAAAAAGAGUAAUGGUUUAUGCCAAAGGAAUCCCUUUAGCUUUGAAAGUUUUGGGAUCAUUUCUUCGUUCCAAAAGUGAAAAUGAAUGGGAUAGUGCACUGACUAAAUUAAAGAAGAUUCCUAAUCAGGAAAUUCAGACAGUGUUGAGAUUGAGCUAUGAUGGAUUAGAUGAUGGAGACAAAAACAUUUUUCUAGACAUUGCUUGUUUUUUUAAGGGACAAAAAGGAGACAGUGUGACAAAAGUGUUAAAUGCCUGCGGUUUUUCUGCAGAUAUAGGGAUAAAAAAUCUUUUAGACAAAGCUCUUAUCACUACUACUACAGAUAUGCAUGAUUCUACUACAGAUAGUUGCAUAGAUAUGCACGAUUUGAUACAAGAAAUGGGUAGAGGAAUUGUUCGUGAAGAAUCUAUUGACAAUCCUGGGCAGCGCAGUAGAUUGUGGGAUCCUGAAGAAGUCAAUGAUGUACUGACAAACAAUACAGGAACUGGUGCAAUCCAAGGAAUAUGGUUAGAAAUGUCUCAAAUUCAAGAUAUAAAGCUAAGCUCCAAAUCAUUCAGAAAGAUGCCAAACUUGAGAUUACUUGCUUUCCAAUCCCUGAAUGGAAACUUUAAAAGAAUUAAUUCAGUGUACCUUCCAAAGGGUCUUGAAUUCUUACCUAAAAAAUUACGAUAUUUGGGGUGGAAUGGAUGUCCAUUAGAAUCUCUACCAUCGACUUUUUGCCCUGAGAAGCUUGUUGAGCUUUCCAUGCGAUACAGCAAUGUGCAAAAACUUUGGCAUGGAGUCCAGAAUUUGCCAAAUCUAGAGAAAAUUGACCUUUUUGGCUGCAUAAACCUAAUGGAGUGUCCAAAUCUGUCUCUUGCCCCAAAACUUAAACAAGUAUCAAUAAGCCACUGUGAAAGCUUGUCUUACGUUGAUCCGUCAAUUUUGUCCCUCCCGAAGCUAGAAAUUUUAAAUGUGAGUGGAUGCACGUCGCUUAAGAGCCUUGGCAGCAAUACUUGGUCACAAUCUCUCCAACAUUUGUAUUUAGAAGGAUCAGGUUUGAAUGAACUGCCCCCAUCAGUUUUGCAUAUAAAAGAUCUAAAAAUCUUUGCCUCUUCAAUUAAUUAUGGUCUUAUGGAUCUUCCUGAAAACUUUUCCAAUGAUAUUGUACUCUCUGCACCAAGGGAACAUGAUCGUGACACUUUCUUCACCUUACAUAAGAUACUGUAUAGUUCUGGCUUCCAGUCAGUAACAGGUCUAACUUUUUACAAUUGUCAAAGCUUGGGCGAAAUCCCAGACAGCAUCUCGCUGUUAUCGUCAUUGCUAUUCUUAAGCUUCUUGCAUAGCAACAUCAUAAGCUUACCCGAAAGCCUGAAGUAUCUUCCAAGACUCCAUCGUCUUUGUGUCGGUGAAUGUAAAAUGCUUCGACGUAUACCUGCACUUCCACAGUCCAUUCAGUGCUUCCUCGUCUGGAACUGCCAAUCUCUUCAGACGGUGCUAAGUUCAACGAUUGAACCAUUGGAAUCACCCAACGGCACUUUUCUGCUUGCUAACUGCAUAAAAUUGGAUGAACAUUCAUUUGAUGCAAUAAUUGGCGAACCACCACCAUCAGAAGUAUUAGAAGAUGCAUUCACGGAUAAUUAUAUUUAUCAAACAGCAAAGCUUUGCUACUCUUUACCAGCUAGAAGUGGCAAAGUUCGAGAGUGGUUCCAUUGCCACUUCACACAGUCUUUGGUCACUGUUGAAAUUCCCCCUAAUCUGUUGGGUUUCAUUUUCUACUUGGUUGUUUCUCAAGUCAAAUUAUGCCACAUUGGUUGCUGUGGAAGUAUAGGAUGUGAAUGCUCUUUGGAAACCAGCCAGAAUGAAAGGAUCAGUAUAACAAGUUUCGUUUUAGAUAAAAAUUCCAUGCUUAUUCAUCCACUUCCAUUUGAAUUUAUGACAGAUCAUGUGUUUGUAUGGUAUGAUGGACGAAUUUGCAAGCAGAUAAUGGAACUAGUUAAAGAGAGGAGAGCCAUUAGCAGUGGUGAUCCAAAGCUUAGAUUUAAAUUCUUCAUUCAAACCCGACAUAACCAGGAAGCAGUGAACAUAAAAGAGUGUGGAUUUCGUUGGAUUUGUUCCUUUGAAGAAGGAGGAUGCAAGCCCGAGAGAAGCAGGGAAAUUCAUGAAGUAGAAGCCAAUGUGGUCACAAAUAAAGUGGAGGGCUCUGAGUCUAAUGAGCAAAAAGAAACUUCACACUUGAAAGCAGAAGAGACAGAAGACUUGAGUUAUCGUCUUGAAGAAAUCAUGCAUAUUGGAUUUGGAGGAGACCGCAUGUAACAAGAUGAAAUUGUGGUGCCCUGAUUAUAGCACUCUUGCAAUCUGAAGACGUGCAAGCAAUAGGAUGCUGAGGCAUAGGCCGAGUGUGAAUAUGAUAAAGUUGUUGUGUGUGUUGGACAACAUGCGUACGCCUAAGAGGACUAAUACAAAUUAUUUUGCAAGGAAAACUGGUAGAGGCAUAGAUCCAUAAUGAUGUGCUUAAUAAAAGGGACAAAUGGCUCCAGACUCCAACCAUGAUUGGUAAAUUACCAAGCUGUUGUCUUAUCAAUCUUGAGAGGAAGUAUUAGCUCCAUCUAUGCUUCUGUAAAACUCAGGUGGCUGCUUCUGAGAUUUGGCAAAUAUAUAAAAUGCAAUAUUUCAGGUUUGUCACGCAUCGGAAGCAAGUUUUUCUUAAACAGUGGAAGGAAAGACACAAAUCAAGUUCUUUCAGAGAUUGCUUAUUCCAGUGUCAUGUUCGAUCUACAAGUUAAUGCUUGCUCACAAUGUCAAAUGUACAUGGCCCUCAAUUUGGAAUUUGAUUGUUCCCCGCCCCUAUUUAGGCCCUCAAAUUUUAUGAUGCCACUGCACGACUUGUAACUUGGUUUGAACACUUUUCAAUAGAAGCUACUUCAGAAAUUGCUUGUAAGAUUUUUAAUUCUCUUUUCAGAAUUACGUGCUCAGUAGGUUGUGUAGGAUACCAUAUUUGUGUUUUAGAAGGGAGUCAAUCGAAUUGGUUAA
Glycine soja is the source of this 4205-nucleotide messenger RNA. RefSeq names its product disease resistance-like protein DSC1. Gene Ontology annotation, biological process: signal transduction; defense response. The record is from RefSeq and is a predicted model, not a curated record. Bases 75 to 3488 code for a protein of 1137 amino acids. Gene Ontology annotation, molecular function: ADP binding. NCBI's taxonomy places the organism in Eukaryota, Viridiplantae, Streptophyta, Magnoliopsida, Fabales, Fabaceae. The transcript is spliced from 7 exons.